Molecule: messenger RNA, 570 nt
Organism: Hymenoscyphus albidus
Lineage: Eukaryota; Fungi; Ascomycota; Leotiomycetes; Helotiales; Helotiaceae
Source: the annotation of a GenBank genome assembly
AUGCAAUUGCUCAACACCCUCUUCAUCGCAGCCUCCGCGCUCGCCACCCUCACAGCCGCAACCAAAGCCGCCUCCUCGACUCCAAAAUCCCCCAACAAAGUCCACUUCAUAAACCAAGACUCCACCCCACGCACCAUCCACUUCACACCUCAAAUCGGCACUCCUUCCAUCGCCUCAUUGUCUCUCAACGCCUCCGGCAGCGCCACCGUCCCCUUCCCAAUAGGCUGGAUAGGAAACUGGUACUCCGUCUCCAAGGGACGCAAGAACAUCCCCGGGAUGCUAGGCGAAGUGCGCUUCGACGGCUACGCGGGCGCGACAUACUUUGAUGUUAGCGCGAUCGUGAACCCGGACGAUAACGAGGGCGUGAAGAUGCUUAUGCCGAUGAAGGGUCAGAAGCCGAUGAGUGGGUGUCCUGAUUUCACGACGAGGUGUGGGAAUGCGUAUAAUAAGUGGGAUGAUGUGCAGACGAUGGCGACGUUGGAGAAGGAGUUGAUCUGCUUUGUUGGGAAUGGGGGAAAGGAGUCGGAUGGGAAGAGAGGGAGGGUUGGAAGGAGGUUUGUGGAGGCGUGA